AUGUCCAUCCGCCGCGAAAUCGACAAAGAUGGAGAUCUCAUUCUUGUGCUCAGCCGGCUGGGCAUAGACGAUGCCGAUGUUGCCGAAGAUAGCGAAGAUGGUGUAGACGCCGAUGCGAAGCUCCUAGAAUACGAGCAAUUACAGAACAAGGAAGUAAGGGUAUCUUCGAAGGUUCUGAUGCUGAACUCGCCAGUCUUCAAGGUAAUGCUGGGAGGCAAAUUCAAAGAAGGCACAGAAUUGGCCAAGAGCACCGGACUCUCACUUCCGUACAGCCUUGAUCUCCCGGAUGACGAUGCCGAGUCCAUGUCUAUUCUGAGCCAGAUUCUUCACAACGCCUAUGUUACCGAGAGACCAAAACCCAUCGGCCUGGCGAGACUUGCUUUCGUGAGCGACAAGUAUGAAUGCACCGGGGCAUUUAAGUACUGCGGAAUGGUAUGGAUCAGGGAUUGGCUCUCAGACUACGAUGAAAAUGUGCCGCCAAUGGCAGACCUUUGUCACCUCUUGGUCUUUUCAUAUGUCAUAGACCUCCCCCUCGAAUUCUCAGAGUUAUCGUGGAGAGUCUUCCUCCACCACGAAGGACCAAUUUCGAGAGGCUCGGAGCAAGUCAAGGUAUUGGCAGAUCAUCCUCUGCUGAGGCAUGACAUCAUCCGAUGUUUGGAGGCGAAAAGACACGAAUGCUGCAACUCAUUCUACAAGGGUCUCGUUAGCCCCAUGACUUGGACGUGGGACAUAUCUCAAAACCCUUGUGUGAGAUCCGCCAAAGCACUGGCGUCGUAUAUCGAGACUCUCCGAAAGUCCAACAUUCUGCCAAAAGACAUCGACUUUGCGACUCACAAAUUCUGCAACCUGCUCAACACGGCAGUUGAUCUUCCCAAGAUCACGAUGAUGGAUUUCUCGUGCAUACGGGAGGUUGGGGUUUGUGGCUGCCGCUCGAAUAAGUACGCCAACCGCAACUUGUCGUAUGAAGUUGAAAAGGAGGCAGCCAAGAUCAUCCAGCAAAGACGGGUGUUUAACUGCCUGGAUUGUUUGAAAAGCGACGGUGCAUCUGGGAAGCAGAGGUCAUGUUGUAUUCCUCAUUAA
Messenger RNA from Colletotrichum abscissum, 1080 nucleotides. RefSeq lists its product as uncharacterized. Lineage: Eukaryota; Fungi; Ascomycota; Sordariomycetes; Glomerellales; Glomerellaceae. The transcript has 2 exons. The record is from RefSeq and is a predicted model, not a curated record. Bases 1 to 1080 code for a protein of 359 amino acids.